AGAGCGUACUUAUGUAAAAAGAAGUCAAACCACUAGCGCCACGUGUCAUGUGUCAUUUUCCUCUACGAAAUUUCAGUUUCCAUUAGACUGUAUCCGACAUUUCAUAAACAAAGGAUAUAAAUAAAGUUUUUAUAAAUUAUUCUCAAUCUUUUGAUAAUUAUUGCAAAAUGACGGAUGAAUCAAAUGGAGAAUCAACGUUUGAAUUCGUCGAAAAACGAGUUGAUGAUGUAUCAAUAUCUGGCGAAACAACUAAAACUGAUUCAAUGAGCAGUUUAUUGCCAUCUGUAUCGAUAAUAACGCCUUUAAGUGGAUCAUCGUCAGCAGGAAAUCUUUUGUCAAAUGUUGCUCCACCAUCUGCUUUGCCUAGUUUUAUUGCCAAUCAGUCGCCACCAUUAGAUUCACUGCCAAAAGAAACUGGACAAAAUGCUGUCAAAGUUGAAAGUACCGAAAAGCCUGAAGAAAUUUCCGGGGAUCUUGGAGUUCAAACAAAACAACCGCAAGCACAAGGUCAACAAACUCCAACUGAAUCUCAGAAACCGCUAGAAUCUGUGUGCUUAGAGGACAAUCAAUCACAAGAUAUGGGAAUCGUCGGUGCCUCAUUAUUUUCAUGGGUCAAAGAUAAUGUUGUUAAUAACAGUAUGCUCAGUAAAGUUGCUGAAAAAGCUAAAAGCAGUGUCAACUCAAUGAUAACUACUUUGGAUCCCCAGAUGCGUGAGUUUAUUUACACAUGGAUUUCAGAUUCAGGUGGUGAUGUUGAAAUUGUUGUGGCAUCUAAUAAGGAAGUCAAAGUCAGCCCUAUUCGUGAAGCUUUUCAAGAAGCAUUUGGAAAAGCGACUAUCACAGGUGUAGCGAUUGAUACAUCGGCUAUUCCUGCACAACCAGUUGGUUUUGCUGCUGGAGUUAAUGGAGCAAAACAUCGUAUUAAAUAUGCACGUAAUGCUCUUGAGAUUCCAAAAGACAUUCCAAUUAUUGCAGUGCAAAGUUUUUUGGUGGAAAUUGGUGAAGAUAAAUGGUAUGAAUUAGCGGUUAUACUUCUUGAUGACCCAAAAAAUGACGUUAAUCUGCAAAUGUUUACACAAAUGACACCUGUACCAAGUCAAUUUGUAUCAACUGCUAAAGAAUCUACACCCGAUACUUAUCCACUUAAAACAUUGGGUUUGGCUGUAUCAAUUGGAAGUUUGAUGUCUACCAAUUUACAAGUUAAUUUCAAUGAAUGGCACCAUGCGCUUUCUGGUGUAUCUCGUAGAGAUACUAUCCUUCUUGCAGCUCAAUCUUUAGCAGGCAUUUAUAAAAAUACGAUUACAACAGUGUAAUUAAUCAGCAGAAUGUCAACGAUGAUGAUGAACUAUAAAGACCGAAAUGUUUUAUAAUUAUUUGUACAUAAUUUCUAAUAAUUUUAUUAUUUGUUUAAACUUGAAAUAAAAAUUAUAACAAAACAAAACUGAUCAAGUUUAAAAAAAAUAUAUUGAAUCGACUCUAUAAGAGUAUAAAUCUGUUGAUUAAUUUUGAAUAUUGGUUAAAGUUAUUUGUACAUUAAUUGUGUAAUUAAAUUUUCAAAGUAAAUUGUAUUCAAAUGAACAGUAUUUGUGAAAAAAAUUUAUAUGGUACUAGUAUUUAAAUAUAUUUUCACGAACCAA
Molecule: messenger RNA, 1637 nt
Organism: Cotesia glomerata
Lineage: Eukaryota; Metazoa; Arthropoda; Insecta; Hymenoptera; Braconidae
Product: protein PRRC1-like
Exons: 5
Coding region: 168-1313 (381 amino acids)
Biological process (GO): activation of protein kinase A activity
Cellular component (GO): cytoplasm
Molecular function (GO): protein kinase A regulatory subunit binding
Source: RefSeq, a predicted model, not a curated record